Molecule: messenger RNA, 2643 nt
Organism: Megalops cyprinoides (Indo-Pacific tarpon)
Lineage: Eukaryota; Metazoa; Chordata; Actinopteri; Elopiformes; Megalopidae
Gene: rcor1
Product: REST corepressor 1
Exons: 13
Coding region: 439-1818 (459 amino acids)
Biological process (GO): regulation of transcription by RNA polymerase II; negative regulation of DNA-templated transcription
Cellular component (GO): transcription regulator complex; histone deacetylase complex
Molecular function (GO): transcription corepressor activity
Source: RefSeq, a predicted model, not a curated record
CAUCAGUGCGUUGUGCCGAGCCGUAGCCUGAGAUGAGGCGGAAAGUUCGAGCUUCAUUUGAUGCAGCCAGUUUACAUCAGAAACCUUUGUGGGAUUUUUCAGAUUAACGUCGAAAGUGAACGUUUCGCAUUCAUUUGAAGAAACUACACCGGAAAAGAAAUAGAUGUGCUUAGAAAAUCGAGAAAACUGAUGUAGCUCUUGCAAUCGAAUAUUUAUAAAUUAAAAUUAAAAUAUUAGCUUCUUAGCUAGGACACUGUAUUAGCCCGCAAUCUAUAUAAAUUAGCUUGCUGGCUAGAUAGGCAUUUGCUGUCGCUAGACAUUGGCACAUAGCUAUAGCUAGCUAGCUACUUGCUGGCUGGCUAGCCAGCUAACACAUUUUCUGUAGCCUAACCAAGAACUCGUUUAGGUUAGCUUGUUUCCUCCCAGGGUCGUUUGAAAAUGCCAGCAAUGUUGGAGAAAGGUACCGCGGAGGUUUCGGGUAAACGAAGGGGCAGACAUGCGGUUAAUAACCCCAAUAAUAAAAGUUUUGCGGCAAAUGGGAAUAGCAGCAACUCUUGGGAAGACGGAAGCUCGGGUUCGUCCAGUGAUGAUGAGCACGGUGCGGGAGGGAUGCGCGUCGGGCCUCAGUACCAAGCCGCUGUGCCAGAUUAUGACCCAGAGGUAGCCAAAGCCAGCCAGGAGCGUGAGAAUUUGGGCAUGCUGGUGUGGUUCCCCAACCAGAACUUACCGGAAGCCAAACUGGAUGAAUACAUUGCCAUCGCCAAAGAAAGACACGGCUACAACAUGGAGCAGGCACUUGGCAUGCUAUUCUGGCAUAAGCACAACAUCGAGAAGUCUCUGGCGGACCUGCCCAACUUCACGCCCUUCCCAGACGAGUGGACAGUGGAGGACAAGGUGCUGUUUGAGCAGGGCUUCGGUUUCCAUGGCAAAACCUUCCACCGCAUCCAGCAGAUGCUGCCAGACAAGUCCAUCGCCAGCCUGGUACGCUUCUAUUACUCGUGGAAGAAGACCCGGAGCAAAACCAGCGUGAUGGAUCGGCACGCCCGCAAGCAAAAGAGAGACCGAGAGGAGAGCGAGGAUGAGAUUGAGGAGAACGGUGGGAGCUCUCCCAGCGACACAGAGUACGACCCGAACAAGGACGAGAAGAAAGAGACUGGAGCUGGGCCAGAAAAACAAGAAUCCAAGCCAGUGGUCACCCCCAAGUUGGCCACGGAUAAGCCGGCCCACGUAAAGAAAGAGACUCAGGGACCCCCGGGGAAGCACCAGCACCGCGCCAAGAAGAAGCCUCCUAAAGGCAUGCACCUGAGCCAGGGAGACGUGCUGGCCAUGUCCAGUAGCACCCCCGCCGCCGUCAACGUCCUGCGGCAACUGGACAUGGAGCUCGUGUCCAUCAAGCGACAGAUACAGAGUAUCAAACAGAGCAACAGUGCCCUGAGGGAGAAGCUGGAAGUCGGAGUGGAUAUGUACAGGCUUCCUGAGGUGCCUCAGAAGUUCAAUGCUCGUUGGACUACAGAGGAGCAGCUGCUUGCAGUGCAAGCCAUCAGGAAGUAUGGCAGGGACUUCCAGGCCAUCUCGGACGUGAUCGGCAACAAGUCGGUGGUGCAGGUGAAGAACUUCUUUGUGAACUACCGCCGGCGCUUCAACCUGGACGAGGUGCUGCAGGAGUGGGAGGCGGAGCACGGCGGCGAGGGAGCCAAUGGCACAGAGGAGGAGAAAAUGGACAUUUCGUCUGAGGAGGGCACCGCGAACAACAAGCUCCCAGAGGAGCAGGAGGAGGUGUCCGCUCCUCUAGAUGCACAGUUCCCAUCGGCAUCAUGAAGCCUCCCGCGAAGCCACCCGAUUUAUCCCUGUCGAUUCAACUACUGUUGUGAAGUCACAUGGGUGCCACGCAGCCACCUGAUUGGGCUUCUUCACAAAGGACACGCCUACUCCUCCACCCAGCCCCCAACCCACACCCCCCUGCCCUCACCCCUACCAGGACAAAAGCAGCUGUCACCAAAUAAAGCAUCUUUUUCUAUGGGAUGGACCACACAGGACUUCUGUGCCCCGAACCCAAAGCUGUCCAGAGAGUCCUCUGUGAUUUCUGCCUCUUUACCCCAGUAUCUCAUAUCCUGUUCUGUCUCCAUAUGUGUCUUCUACAGAUUACCCCUCUUCCUGCCCCAUCCAACACACGUCCUUCACACAUCCAACACAAGUAUCCCUAAAUCGCUUUCUUCCCUGCUGAACAUUUCUGUGGAAUGGACUGGCCAAAGCCUUGGAUUUUAUUUUUUUUUUCCUCCUUUAUUUUCUUGAAUCAUGCCAUUACAGAGGUGUUGCCGACGGCUUGUGUCCCUGCCCAUGCUUUCCUACGAAGUGGCUCUGAUCAUGUGUCUAAGGCUGGGCCUCUGCUUCAAAAGCAGCAUGAGCUGGGCUUCUUAGUGGCAUCACAGCUGAUAAUCCAAACUAGCGAGACUAUCACCAAGGCCUGGGCCAGAGGGGCCAGUGCCUGCAAGCGCAAUAGGCUAUGCUCAACAUUCUUCAGAGCUGUGUGUUGUAUUUUAGAUGUGAGGUUUGUGGGAGUGGUGAGGUGUUUGUUGCGGCAUUUGUAGUAAAUCAUAAAGUGUAGCAGCCCUCUUCCAUUUGCUGAAAUGCUUUUAUCUUUUU